CCUCGGAAAAGUCGGUGGAAUAGGCACCGCGUCAGACUAUCCCCAGAUGUAGAUAGAAAAUCAGAGGAGCACAAUACAGAGCAAUCGUAAUAGCACACAACCAUCAACAUGUCUCAAUCUGAAAUCGACAUUGCCAUUAUCGGCUGCGGCAUCAUCGGGGCUAUCCUCGCCCUGGGCCUCAUCAAGUCCAACGAGGCUCAGCCAAGAGCCAAGCUCAACAUCAAAGUGUACGAGCAAGCCGCUUCCCCUCGCGAAUACGGCGCCGGGAUUGGCUUCACCGCUACGGCACGAAAAUGCAUGACCCUGAUGGACGAGCGCAUCGCCGACUGUGUAGGGGUGGUGGCAACGCUGAAUGGCGAGCCCGAAAAUCCCGACUACAGUAUGCGCUUCGUGGAUGGCUUCCGCACCUUCCCAACUCCCCAGCAUGAGGGAUAUGGAGGACAUUCCCAGACGGCCGAAGAUAUAGAAGAGGACGUAUCCAUCCACGGAAAAGUGUAUAAGCUGUAUGUCGGACCACGCGGGUUCGAAGGGUGCCAUCGGGCGCAGUUCCUGGCGGAGGUCAUGAAGCUCAUGCCGGAAGGGAUCGCGCAGUUUAAGAAACGGGUAGAGGGAUUCGAGUAUCUAGAGACUGGCAGGGUCAGACUGGACUUUGCAGAUGGGGAGCAGAAGGAGUGUGACAUUGUCAUCGCUUGCGAUGGCAUUAGAUCCCGAAUGCGCGAGCUGCUCUUCACGCCGGCCUACAAUGCACAGUACACCCACCAGCUGGCUUUCCGCGGGCUGGUGCCCAUGGACGCGGCAAUCCAGAGACUCAGUCGGUACCGCGCGCUGAGGCAGCACAUGCAGUGUGGUCCGAAUGCACAUAUCAUGCACUUCCCGGUCGCAGGGCAGAAGCUCAUGAAUGUGGUCGCAUUUGUCCAGGAUCCGAAUGAAUGGUCUAGCACGGGUAUGACUACCCCAGCCCAGAAGAGUGAGGUUGUGGAGGCGUUCCGGGAAUGGGGUCCGUUUGUGCGCGCCCUGAUCGAUCUGCUCCCCGAGAACUUGGACAAAUGGGCCGUCUUCGAUACGUACGAUUGUCCUAUACCAAGGUAUGUAGAGCAUCGGGUCGCUCUGGCUGGCGAUGCAGCCCAUGCUUCAUCACCGCAUCACGGGGCUGGCGCAGGCAUGGGGGUCGAGGACGCGUUGGCAUUGGUGGCUGCCUUGACGAGAGCACGAGUGGAUGUCGAUCGGGGCGUGGCAGUGGGGAGGACGCUGGAAGCGGCAUUGAAGGCAUAUUCUAAGGUGCGAUAUGGACGGUCGCAGUGGCUGGUGAGGAGCAGUCGCCAGCUGGGCUGGACAUUUGAGUGGAUGAACCCUGACACCGGGGCGGAGAUGGAUCGUGCGUUUGUUGACAUCCGAGACAGGAGUCAUCAGGUGUGGCAUUUCGACGUUGAGGGCAUGGUGGCUGAGGUGGAGCGAGAAUAUCGCCAAAUGCUGUAGUAUUUAAG
Messenger RNA from Aspergillus ibericus CBS 121593, 1484 nucleotides. Its product is annotated as FAD/NAD(P)-binding domain-containing protein. The coding region runs from base 109 to 1476 and encodes 455 amino acids. Gene Ontology annotation, molecular function: FAD binding. Gene Ontology annotation, biological process: secondary metabolite biosynthetic process. NCBI's taxonomy places the organism in Eukaryota, Fungi, Ascomycota, Eurotiomycetes, Eurotiales, Aspergillaceae. The record is from RefSeq and is a predicted model, not a curated record. The transcript is spliced from 2 exons.